This is a messenger RNA of Arabidopsis lyrata subsp. lyrata, 632 nucleotides long. RefSeq names its product defensin-like protein 294. The coding region runs from base 165 to 443 and encodes 92 amino acids. NCBI's taxonomy places the organism in Eukaryota, Viridiplantae, Streptophyta, Magnoliopsida, Brassicales, Brassicaceae. The transcript has 2 exons. The record is from RefSeq and is a predicted model, not a curated record.
UAAUUGGUAACCACACUUACUAUUUGACCAAUCAAACAACCAAACUAUUUCAAAGACCAGUAUAAAUAUUUGGACAAUCAAACAGUUAUAUAGUAACAGACAUCAUUCCUCAAAAACACAAAAUUUGAAAAUACAUAUUCAUCUUUCCAUCUUCUAUUCUAUCAAUGGCGUCUAGAGCAACAUCACUUUUCAUCUUCUUCUUUCUCAUCUCUUGCACUUUCAUGUUGCUUGAAACCAAUGCAUCAAGAAAUGAGCAUAGUAGCAAUCUUCCAUUGUGCACAUUCAAACUGAAUUGUAGUGGCAUAUGGUGUCCUGAAAAAAUAGAAAAGCAUAACUGUAUCAGGUGGACUUGUGGCUUUAGUGAAGAUUGUGACAAGUUUGUUCGUUGCGAAAAAAAUGCAGGACCUGUUUGUUUUGAGGGAAUAUGCAAUUGUACCCAAUAAGAUAGUUUAUUGGGUAAUCUGCUUUUCUAGCUUUGUAAUCGAUAUAUGAAUACAAUCGCAACAAUUUUAUUUUAUCCUUCCGACGUUGUUAGUUGUUACCAUCAAGUUGUCGAAACACACAAUGCAGUCGAUAUCUUUUAAGGAUAUGAAAUCAAAAUUGCUCUUGAUUAUAGAGAAGAAGUUAGAUGA